Messenger RNA from Scheffersomyces stipitis CBS 6054, 585 nucleotides. RefSeq lists its product as uncharacterized. The transcript has a single exon. NCBI's taxonomy places the organism in Eukaryota, Fungi, Ascomycota, Pichiomycetes, Serinales, Debaryomycetaceae. The annotation marks the transcript as partial. The record is from RefSeq and is a predicted model, not a curated record.
AGAAGACGAAGCCGUGUUCGUACUGGUUGUUUCUGUUGUCGAAAGAGAAAGAAGAAGUGUGACGAAUCACAACCGUUCUGCCAUGCUUGUAUGAGAAAUAGGUUCAAGUGCAUCUAUCCUACGGGCCACAAUGAACCUCUACCUGUGGGGUUCGACUUGGUCGAAGAGAUUUACGACGAGAUUCCUAAGCGUCGUCUCCGUAAGCGAAAGAAUCUGAUACUGUCUGACGCUGAUAGUCGGCUCUUCAAUGUGAUUGUGCUAAAUCCAACAGUAACUUCCCAACGAACAUCAAUAAGCAAGAACAGUCAUAAAGUAGAAAGAAGUGUAUCUGAAUUCACUUCAGAUACUUCUUCCACGACUUCGUCUCCGAUUCCUUCAUCAACUGCACCAAUCGAGUCUUCCUUAAAGCUUCCUAAUUCUAAACCAACUUCUUCUUCUAACAAGAAAAGAAAGAUAAAGGAAAAAGCCAAGAUCUACGAGAUCACGUCACCCUCACAAGAGAUGCUGGACUCAGAAGCUCCAUCUUCUCCAGAUUUAAGCUCUGUCUCUUCUCAACUGCCAAUAUUGUCAAAUUCUACGGCUUUG